Molecule: messenger RNA, 2277 nt
Organism: Plasmodium relictum
Lineage: Eukaryota; Apicomplexa; Aconoidasida; Haemosporida; Plasmodiidae
Product: N2227-like protein, putative
Exons: 2
Coding region: 1-2277 (758 amino acids)
Molecular function (GO): S-adenosylmethionine-dependent methyltransferase activity
Source: RefSeq, a predicted model, not a curated record
AUGGGAACAAAAUAUUAUCAAGAAAAUUAUUUAAAAAAAAAGUCUAAAAAAAAAAAGAAAAAAAAGAUAUAUAAUAAUAAAAAUACUUUAAAUAAUGAAGACGAUUAUAAAAAUGGUAAAAUAGUUAGUAAUAGUAAUAAAAUUGAAAAUAUAAAUGCUAAUAAAAGUAAAACAAAUGAUAAUUUAAUACAUAAGGAUAUUAAUAAUAUAAAUAAUGAUUUAUCAGAAAAUGAUAAAUGUAAUAUGAAAAACAUUUCCAUUUUGAAUAUCGAUAAGAAUGACGAUACUUUUUCUGUAAAUAAAAUAUCUAACAAUGAAGAGAAAAAACAUCAUUGCAAUAAUAAUUCUUGUAAGGAAUAUCUUUGUGAUGAAUAUAAUGAUAUUGAAUUAUUAAAUUACGAAGAAGAAAAACAUUUUUGCAAUGUAUGUUUUUCUUUUUUAUAUUAUAAAAAAUAUUGUUUUUAUGAAUUACUAAGAAUAUAUAAGAGCUUUUGUUUUUUAAGCGAUGAAGAAAAAAGUUUGUUGACUGAAUCCAUUUAUUGUAAAUUGUAUAAAAUGUAUUUAUCUGUUUUGAAUAAUUAUUAUUUUAUACUAAAUAUAUUAUUACCUCAAAUAUCAACAAAUAUUAUAAUUCAUUUAUUAACUUUUACAUUUCACAAAGAUGACAAUGAUACAACGGAGGAAUAUAUAGUGAAUGAAAUUAUUGAUAAUUUAACAGUUGAAGAAAAAGAAAAAGUCGAUAAAAUUUAUAACUAUCAUAAUUUUGAUGCUAGACUUUUAUGUAAAGAUGAUGCAACAAUUAUUUUAAAUGAAAUAAAAUCAAAAUUACCAUAUAAUGAAAAUGAUAAGCAUAUAUUUGAAAUGCUUGAUUUAAAAGAUGAAAAGAGUAUUUCAUAUAACAGUGAAAGUGAUAAUCAUAUGAAUGAUCAGCAUUUAACUGAAAAUCAAAAUCAUGACAGUAAAAAUUAUGUAUGCAAUGAAAAUAAUUUUAUCAUAAAUGAUGAAAAACAUAGCAACAUUAUAAAAAAUGAUUAUAAUGGUAACUUAAAAAAAGAAAUUAAUAGUGAUGAAAAAAAGAAAAAUGAUGGUGGCAUUUGUAACGAGGAUAAAGCAAGUGCAGCGAAAGAAGAGUUAAAUGAUUGUUCUCAUAAUAAUUUAAAUAAUGAAAGUAAAAAAUUUUGUGAAGAAAAUAAAAAAGUUGAAAAAAGUAAAAAUAACAUAAAUUCUUCUGUUACAGCAAAAAAUGAAUCAGAUGAUAAUAAUACUUCAAAUUUUUCAUAUACAUCUAAUAAAGAUUCAAAUGAAAUGCUUAAUGAAAUUCCGAAUAAAAAUUUUAGAGAAAUAUCUAAAGAAAAAAAUGAUCAUUUGAAAGUAGAAGAAACAAGUAAUAUGAAUAAUUCAGUUAACGAAGAUUAUUCAAAAUAUGAGCACAUUCCACCUGGAUUAAGAAUAACAAAUGCAUACACUCCAUCAUUGGAUGAUUACAGCUUAAUCCAAAAUAUGAGCAAAGUGAGAAGUACACUGAGACAAUUUGUUCGUGACUGGUCGUAUGAAGGAAAAAAUGAAAGAGAAAAUGCAUAUGGUCCUAUCUUAAGAAGUUUAGAUAAGUAUUUACCUAUAACAGAUAAAUAUGUUCCAAAAAUUUUAUGUCCUGGAUCAGGGCUAGGUAGAUUACCAUAUGAAGUGGCAAAAAAAGGAUAUAGAAGCCAAGGAAAUGAAUUUUCUUAUUUUAUGUUAUUAGCAUCUAAUUAUAUUUUAAAUUAUUAUAAUGAAAGAAAUUCUUUAAAUAUUCAACCAUACUGUUUAAGUACAUCAAACAGAAAAAGUAGAGAUGAUCAUUUGAAAAUUAUACAGUUACCAGAUGUAAAUACUUAUAAUAAAGUUGUAUUAAAUACUGAAUUUUCAAUGUGCGCAGGUGAAUUAAUUGAGGUAUAUUAUAAUGAAAAAGAACAAUUUGAUGGAGUUUUAACAUGUUUUUUUUUGGAUACAGCUAAAAAUAUUUUUAUGUAUAUUCGUACUUUCGCUAAUAUUUUAAAACCUAAUUCUUUAUGGUCUAAUGUUGGUCCACUAUUAUAUCAUUACGCGGAAAUGCCAAAUGAAAUGUCUAUAGAAUUAUCAUGGGAUGAGAUUAAGUUGAUUAUUUCUAAAUGGUUUUCCUUUUUAGAAAUAAAAUGGAUAGAUAAUUAUUACACAACCAAUUUUGAUUCAAUGAUGCAAGUGCAAUAUCAUUGCAUUUUUUUUAGUGCUUUGAGGAACAAUGUACCUGUAGAUGAUUGA